Messenger RNA from Neoarius graeffei (lesser salmon catfish), 2394 nucleotides. RefSeq names its product chromosome 4 C22orf23 homolog (gene c4h22orf23). The transcript is spliced from 7 exons. The coding region runs from base 1267 to 1932 and encodes 221 amino acids. NCBI's taxonomy places the organism in Eukaryota, Metazoa, Chordata, Actinopteri, Siluriformes, Ariidae. The record is from RefSeq and is a predicted model, not a curated record.
UGUUUUUCCAGCACAGAAUUAAAUGUUAGAAAAUUUUUUUUAUAUCUGAGCAGCAUAUUACAUAAGACACCAUUUUUCAGAUUAAAAAAGAAAACAUAACGAAGGUUACUAGGUUUUGAUGCAAAAUUUAAGAAGCAAGUAUGGCAAAGUGUCCAGAAGAACUGUGGCUGGUUCUGCAAGAUGCUCAGUAAAACCUACAGCUCAUUUCCUUAUAAAACUGCACGAACUGUACCUGAGGUUUUUUUUUUUUUUAAGCAAAGGGUCGUCUCAGGGGCGGCAUAGUGGUGUAGUGGUUAGCACUGUCACAGCAAGAAGGUUCUGGGUUCGAGGCCCUGGAGUUUGCAUGCUUUCCCUGUGUUCGUGUGGGUUUCCUCCAGGUGCUCUGGUUUCCUCCACAGUCCAAAGACAUGCGGGUUAGGCUAACUGGUGGCUCUAAAUUGACUGUAGGUGUGAAUGUGAGCGUGAAUGGUUGUCUGUGUUAGCUCUGCGAUGACCUAGGCGACUUGUCCAGGGUGUACCCCACCUCUCGCCCAUAGUCAGCUGGGAUAGGCUCCAGCUUGCCUGUGACCCUAUAGGACAAGAUAAGUGGCUACAGAUAACGGAUGGAUGGAUGGAUAGGUCGUCUCAUACCAAAUAUUGACUUUGUUUUAUUUAUUAUGCCUUACUGCUUUUAAGUGUUGAAACAUUUCAUUAAAUUAUUUUUAAGCCAUUUUUGGUCUACAGCAUUUCAUAAAGUUCUUCCAGUUUCAACUAUUCCAAGCUCUGGGUCUCCACACAUUACUGCACAUCAUCUCGUUGGUUUAAUGAUGGAGGUUCUGUUGAUUGAUGCAGAAACAGGUUUAAUUCUUUCCUCCCAGGGUAUGUUUAUUAAACAGGUACUGGGCCAUGCGGUUGUUGUUGGCGUCCAUCUUUGUGAGGCUGGUGAUAUGGUCUCCACCUGCUCGUUCAGGUAGUGCGACUCCAGAAAGUCACAUAGAUGAGGAUCUUCUUUAUCAGUGGCGAGCUUGUGAAGGUCCAGCAGAACCUGGUUCACCGUCCAUUUCGGCUGGUUUUAUCGUUUUCUUAAACAGACUUCAAAUACAAAUUUCUUAUAAUAAACUUAAUAUUAAAUACAGACUAAUAAAUAGAAUGAGAGGAAGAAGCCCGAACUAUCUAGUCUUUUUUUUGUUGACUUUGUCGCCAUCUGGUGACGUGUAUCCGAAUUGAUUGUAUUCUUGUAUCCAUAGCAACUUCACCGGAAGUUCCUAUAUUUGUGGGGCAAAUGAAAUGAUGGACAAGAUGAAGUGUGUGACACCACAUGAGAGAAACAACAAUAAGGGACUGUGGGACUGUCCACGAUUCAAAUACAGCAAGGACACUCAGGAAUUAAUACAAGUGAUGAUGAGAGAAGCACGGCUCACCAACUUGCAACAGCAACAGAUCAACAACCAGCUGAAGAAUGGUGGCGCCUUACCCCUGAGCUGUAAACCCACAUCAUCUAAGGCACCUGCACACCCAGAGCCAAGAGUCCAAAAACACCUACUUCUGUCGUUCAGACCACAGAAACGCAGUGCCGAGAAAUGUAGCGCCGGUGACAACUACAUCCGUGAGAGGUUCCGGCCCAGCGCAACACGAGACCUGGAAAAAGAGAAGCGCAGGCUGCAGAACAUUUUCGCUACAGGUCAGGAGGAGGAGAUGCAACCUUCAUUGUCCCACAGAAGGCCUGCUAACAAAAAGGACGACAGCGAGAAAGACAGGUUCCAGGAGGUUCUUGAUGAGAUUGAAGACCGAAGGCAGUUUUUGAAGGAGAUGGAGGCUCUUGGAAAUGGAAGAGAGUACUAUCAUAUCAUUAACACGGAGAUAUCUCAGAAAAUCCGUGAGCUAGAGCUGAUCGACAGGGCACGCAGCAAGGCGAUAAGGAUGCAAGAGGAGAAAGAUGGAGAACAGCAGUGAGGAAACAAAACGUGUUUCAUCAAUACCAGGCGAUGUUACACACACACACACACACACUUCAACAGUGCCUAUUUAAGCAUCUAAGACAGACAUGGUUUCAUAUCAUGUACAGUGUUUAUUGUAUUGCUUGCAUGAUGAACCAUUUUUUCACUGGAGUAAAAGUCAGACAUUAAGUUUAUACCUGUGUUGCUGUUGAUUUUAGUUACAAUAAUCCUUUUUGGCUCUCAAAAUUAAAAAAAAAAGUUUGCAUGGUUGUUUAAAAAAAAAAAGCCCUUGGUUUUAAAAAUUUAGAGGCACAGACUCAAAAGGACAGUAGAAUAAGGACACGACAAAAGUCAAACGGAAAUGUCAACACGUAUCGAGACAUACACACACUACAUGGACUUUCUUUAUAAAUACAUAAAACGGGACACGCUCACUUCAGGGCUCUCAAAAUUAAACCUGAAAUCCCACACUGAAACA